Messenger RNA from Triticum turgidum subsp. durum (durum wheat), 510 nucleotides. Lineage: Eukaryota; Viridiplantae; Streptophyta; Magnoliopsida; Poales; Poaceae. The record is from the annotation of a GenBank genome assembly.
AUGGCGGCGGCGAGUAGCAGCGCGCGGGACACCGCGGAGGGGUGGCGAGAUGGGGGAAGCGUCGACGACGGGGGAGCGGAGGUCGAACUGAGCCUGCGGCUUCGGACCGGGAGCAGCAGCGGCGGCGCGGCGAGGAGGAGCAUGACCAUAUUCUACGAUGGCCGGGUGUGCGCCGUCGACGUCACCGAGCUCCAGGCAAGGGAAAUCAUAACCAUGGCGAGCCAACAAAUUCUAACCGAGCAGCAGGACAGCAGCGGCGGCGGCACUGCAGUGGCACAGUGCGGAGCGCAUCAGAAUCCAAGCCAGCCGGCGCCGCAACGUUGGGCUCCAUUGUUGGCUUCACGCCCGCUUCGUCAGGGAGCAGGGGCUGCUGCGCCGGUCACCAGCCAAGCGGCCGCCGCGGGGCUGUCGAUGAAGCGGUCGUUGCAGCAGUUUCUGCAGAAGCGGAAGACAAGGGUCGCCGCCAUGGGUUCGCCGUACGCCGGCGGCCGGCGAGCGAUGCCCUUCUAG